CGGACCCCGGGGGCGUGGCCUCCCCGCCGAGCGGAGGUCGCCGCGCCCCGGCCGCGGUCCAUGGCGGAGCCGCCGGGCCCCCCCCGCGGCCGUUCCGCCCCGCUGGGCGCUGCCCCGGGGCAGGGUCGACCCCGGCCGGGAGGGACCGGAGCCGAGCGGCGGGCCCGGAGCUGGGCCGCGGGCACCCUCCUGCUGCUGCUGCUGGUGCUGCCGCCCGUGGCCGCCGGCGGGGCGGUGUGCGGGAGCUGCCCGGGGCCUCUGCGGAACGGAUCCGUCGUGGCCCGGUACUGCGCCUCCAGGGCGGGCGCGGAGCCGCGGGGACGCUGCUGCGUGGCUCCGGGACCCCCGCGGCGCCUGCUCGGGUUGGACCUGAGCAACUGUUCCCUGCGCAGCCUGCCCGCUGCGUUUGCUGAGGCCGCGGCCGUCGUCGUCCUGGACCUGACGGAGAACCCCCUGGCAGCCCCCCCCAGCAGCUCCUUCCUGGGCUUUACGAACCUGCAGAGCCUCGCGGUGCCCCUGGAGCUGGAGUGCCCAGGCGGGAGCAGCGCCUGGGAGCAGGUGACGGAGCACGGGAGCAGCCGGCUCUGCCACGGCCAGAGGAACCCCUGCAACAGCUCCAGGGAGCUUGCCUGGCUGUGCCCUGAGAACGCUGCCUGUGCCCCGGAUGGCCCCGGCUUCUCCCAGUGCCUCUGCGCCAGCCCCUUCCAUGGCUACAAGUGCCUGCGCGAGGGCGCGUUCCCCGUCCUGCCCUUCUGCAGCGUCCUGGGGGCCGUGACGGCCGCGCUGUCCCUCCUGCUGUGGGGCACCCAGCGCCGCAAAGCCAAGGCCCCGUGACGGGAACCCCCCUGCUUGCCCCGUGGGACUGAAUAAAGCGUGCGACACCGCG
This is a messenger RNA of Oxyura jamaicensis (ruddy duck), 886 nucleotides long. RefSeq names its product all-trans retinoic acid induced differentiation factor (gene ATRAID). Gene Ontology annotation, biological process: positive regulation of osteoblast differentiation. Gene Ontology annotation, cellular component: intracellular membrane-bounded organelle. The transcript is spliced from 7 exons. Lineage: Eukaryota; Metazoa; Chordata; Aves; Anseriformes; Anatidae. The record is from RefSeq and is a predicted model, not a curated record. Bases 61 to 834 code for a protein of 257 amino acids.